AUGGAUCAAAUUGCAUUCACACCUUCAUCAUUAAUAUCAAGCAGAGGAAUACUGCACAUGAUUGAGAUAGUGUUAAGUGCUUUGGAUGCUGGUCUGCUUAAUCUCAAUUACCAUCCUAGUCACACCUAUUGGGUCUGGUGCAUGUUCACCUGGGUCUUCUGCACUUUAAUGACUUUGAUCAUCACUGUCAUCGAGCUGUUCAAGAUUGAUCUUCUCCUGACGUUUUUUAGAAUAAUGGAUUGGGACGAUUUUGCUGUCGGUAUGGCCAUGACAAUGACCCUCAUGGUCUUUUCAACUGCUGUCAUCUACCCGGUGUUCUACGCUUGCUCACGUUGCUACUUGUCAUGGGUGAUUUCUGUCAUAUCCUGGCUGAUCCUCAUCGCAUAUGCUAUAGAGGCAGUGAAAGGGAAAAUGAGCAAAAAAGGCAGCUAUCUAUCCAUCCUGCCGGGCUUCAUCAAGGUUCUGGAGGCCUUUGUGACCUGCAUCAUCUUCAUCUCCCUCACCGGAUAUGUGGGAAAGCCAGGGCUAUACUGGUGCAUUUUGGUCUACAUCAUCCCAUUCCCUGUGACUCUGCUCGUCAUUGUAAUAAACGUUCUUCAGCUGCUGAAAAAGUGUAUACCGUUUGACCUGAACAAGUACAUGUUUUUCCUCCUUUUAGUGUUUGUGCUGCUGUAUGUCACUGCAGCCAUCAUCUGGCCGAUCUAUAGCUUCCGAGGUAAUCCCCGUCCUGCAGACUGCCCUCCCAACUUCUGCAUCUGGAGUAUCCUCUUUGUUGUCACCUUUAUGACGUAUGUCAAUCUCAUUCUUUACAUAGUGGACUGCAUUUUCACAAAGCUUAAGAUAUGUGGGUUUUAA
Molecule: messenger RNA, 855 nt
Organism: Megalops cyprinoides (Indo-Pacific tarpon)
Lineage: Eukaryota; Metazoa; Chordata; Actinopteri; Elopiformes; Megalopidae
Product: myeloid-associated differentiation marker-like protein 2
Exons: 1
Coding region: 1-855 (284 amino acids)
Cellular component (GO): membrane
Source: RefSeq, a predicted model, not a curated record